UGCAUUAGAGCUGCUCAGCUGCAAAACGAAUCUUCCCCUUCCUUGAAUCUUGAUUACCUAGGGACUAGUUGUUGUUACCUAAUACCUACGCAUGCGUGCAGGAAGUGUUAUUAUGUUGAAAUAACAACAGUGAAGGCAAAAGUAUUCAAAGGCAUUCUUGGUGGCUUAUGAAACGUGAUCUGAAAUUUUUUUAUAGUUUCAAUGCGUAAAUUAUUGCUUUUGUAUGAUGUAAGUAGUUAGAAAUUGAACUGCUCAAAUAAUCUUUUAGUGGUUUAACCAAAGUUGGAUUCAACAUUAUCAUCGAUUGUCUUUCUAAUUUGAUGAAGUAAGUUAACUUUCAUAAUGUAUCAAUGAAAAUACGUGCCAGUUUUUGGGAUAAAUCCAAUUGUCAACGUCAUCUUUUCUUCUCCUAUGGAGCGUCAGUGUUCUGGAUUGUAUGUCUAUGUACCUAAAACUGCAAUUGUGGUUGUUCAAUGACAGAAGAUUUCGGUCAUUGGUACGACUUAUCGAUCGAAUUAUCAAAGUCAGGAACAGUGUUGAUACUUUUUUCGGCGUUAGUAAGAUCGGAUGCAGCUUGGAUGGAUGCCGAAAAAUAUUGACGAAUUUUUUACCUUUUCGAAUGUUAUGAGAACAAUCCGCUCAUUUGCAACCUGUUUUUGUGAACGGAGCCAUGUCGCAGUCUAAGCAACAAAUCAGUUUUUUCCAAGAAGCUGAGCGAUUUUUGUCGCAUUCGUAUUCAUCUGAAAACGAGUUCGUGAAAGAAUACAAGAAAUUUGACCAAGGAAACGCAAAAUCUAAACAACUGUAUCUCUUCGUUUUAAGUAAACUAGAAAAUUCGGUAGUAUCAGGUAACUUUGAUGAUUUAAAAAAAUAUGUCAAAGUAAUCAAUUUCGUCAGCGAUAUCGAAAAUCGAAAAACAUUAGAGACUUUGUACAAUGAUACGCAAAAUUCUAUUAAAACCACUAAUUUAGCGAUCCUAUCUUGCAAAUAUGGUAGACUAGAAAUACUGAAAUAUGUUCUCGGUGAUGGUAAAGUCUUGGAAAAUCUAUCUAUAAAUGUUGGUAAAAAUGUCAUUACACCUGGCGAUCGGGACGAAUCACAUCACGAUGCAUUUUAUUACGCUGUACUUUCUGGUAAUGUCGAGCUUCUUGAUUCGCUUAUCAAAAAUUGGCCCUGCGAUUAUUUUUCUACUCGUUCUGAAGAGCUAGAUGAGAUUCUUUCAAAAGUGUACGAGGAGUUGAAGUUGAAAAACGUGUCGUUGUCAGAAAAUAUGGAAAUUUUUGUCGAAAGCCAGUUGAUUAAUCUUCGUUUUUUCUCAAAUUCUUCUAAAAAAGAUCGUAUUUGUGAUAAAGUUAAAAUUUGUAAUAUCAUAGAUCGAGUUAAUUUAGUUCUAGAAAAAAUCGUUUUUUUGAAGUCGAAGUAUUCCGAUGUUGAGAAAUUAGAUGAAACUUUUUUAUUCGUCGCUAGGUUCAUUGCUCAAAAUCUUCACGUGCUCAAACGUCAAUUGAAAUUCACCUACGAUAGAUUACCUUGGGAAGAAAUCGAAUUUUGUUUAGUUUCUUUUAUUUCUUCUUACGUCAAUCAGCGAGACAUUAAUUUCUUUUAUCGCGCCAUUUUGAGCAAGAGCAAAAUAAUUCGCUAUUUGGAGCAGUUCGCUGACAAACUCGAAGCUGAAAAAUCGAAUAUUGAAAAUGAACGCGUUAGUAACCUAGCUGUUCUUCCGAAGCUGAAACGAAGUCAAAUUGUCACCGAUAUUAUUCGCAAUACUCCCGAAUUUCAAGACUUGUACAACGAUUAUCAACGUAUCCGAGAUAUUCAUUCUUUGCAGAAAAUAAACGAGUAUUUGAACCUUGCUUUAUCAAUCGAUCCUGAAGAAAGACGAGGCCAAUUAGUUAUUAUUCGUGCUUUGCAAGUCAUCGGCGAGUAUUUAAAAAACACAUUGGAAUCUCCGAAGCUGUCUUCUAUUACGAGCGAGUUUCUUCUCCUGUCGUUGCCGGAAAAUACCAAAAAAAUCGUCAUCGAUUUACGUAAUUCACUGUCGCACGCUUCUUCGCUACUUAGGAGAAGUAAAAUCGAAGAAAAUACCGACGUCAGCUUUUUCAUCAGUGUUCAGAAUGAUACGAAAAAAAUGUACGAUAUGAUCGUCGAUAUUCUCUUCAAUAAAAAGAUGAACAUGAUCCGGAAAAUGCAGGAUAUCGUGGAUAGAGAAAAUUUGCACGAAUUUGGAGAAAUCGUCGAAGCCUUCAGUUUCAUCAAAGCGGAUAAAAUCAGCGAGAAUACUUUCAAAUCGAUGGAACACGAGAAGAAUUUGGAUAAACUCAUUAACGAGAUGAGUGAUACUAUCUCUGACAAGACUUAUUACGAAGAAAAUCUCUUCGCUCGAAUCAGAGAGAUAAUGAAAAUAAACCCUUCCAAAAAUCAGUCGCAAAAUACCACAGAUUACAACUCGAACUUUGCGACGUUGAAGAACCUUUUCAAUUUCUUGCGAAUGAAUUUUGGUCAUAGUCUCGAUAGCAAUGAUUUUCAAGCACAUAAAAAAAUAAUUAAAUCCGCACUGCGGCGUAUUUCCUUCAAAGAAACAUCAUCGCACAGGCUGAAAGAAAUCGUCGAAUUAGCUAUGCUUAUUUUUCAUAGCGCCAAAUCCAGACUACUGGGUGACGACCUACAACGAAUAACUAAAUCUGCCCUUGAAAUCGUUCAUAUCGCUGAAUUCAGAUCAAACGACAUCAAAUGGAUCGAGAAAUUGAGAGAAGACUUACACGAGAAAGGUUUUUCUACUGCUGUAUGUCAAGAAAAUCAGCCUUAUCAGCCUACUAAAGAAAAAUACCAAAACCAGCUUACACAGAAAUUGUCCGAGUUGAAAGCUGUUUUAAACAAUGAUCGAGUAAAAAGCGAAUCGAAUGAAAAACACCAUCAUUGGAGUGAUAAAAAAUUCCAAGCUGCAGUGGAAACGUUAGUUCUGGACAUCUUGUCGAUUUUAGACGAAUCUGAUAAACGUCUGGAAGAUAACCUGCUUUUCUUGGAUGGAAAUAGUCCACUGCUGGUUGGAAAAUGCCUACGUAAUCAUUUAGCCCUUGGUAAUACCUUAGUCGAUAUAUUACCGUCUGAUCCAUCCGCAGCAAUAAUCCGAAAUGCUGAACAACUAGUUUCUGAAAAUAUUGCCAAAAGUAAUGAGAAGAUUAUUGGCAAAUUAGUCAAAGAUGAUCCUACCAAUUUGAGAGCUAAAUUCGAUCAAGAUCUCGCCGUCGUUAUAAAUCAAGGAAAAAUGUUCACCGCAUUAGAACAAGGUGAUUUUGAAGAACUGAAGAAUUGUAUCGCCAAAGGAGCUGAUAUUCGUGCUAAAAGUAUCAAUUCGUGGUCCGCUUUGCAUUUCGCUUCUUGUGGACCUAGUCUCGAAAUUGUGAACUUUAUUCUCGAUCAGAAUUUGGACGUCGAUGUGAAAGAUGCAGAUGGCCAAAAUCCACUCCACGUUGCUGCUGCUAAUGGAAGAAAAAAUAUCGUCGAAUUUUUCAUCACGAAAGCUGGUAUUUCUGCCAACACUCCUGACUCUUUCCUAAGAACACCACUCCAAGUUGCAGCUCAAAAUGGUCACAAGGAUGUCUUCGAAAUACUGCUGCAAAAUAAUGCUGACUUUGGCAAUGUGCGUGAUCCAUUGGGUUAUGCUCCGGUGCAUCAUGCUAUACAAUGCAAUCACGUUGAAAUCGUUAAAAUACUGCUGGAAAAAUUCAAGAAUGUCGACUGCAAGACAUCGGCUGGCUAUACACCUCUACAUAUAGCUGCAGAAUGCGGUAGAUUAGAGAUGGUCAACUUUUUGCUUGAUUGUGGGGCAAAUGUUAGUGCCAAACAUGAUAAAGGAGCUACACCAUUGCAUCUAGCAGCUCAAAACGGCCACUCAGAUGUAGUGAAAGCUUUAAUUUCAAAAGGAGCUGAUGUCAAUGCUACAAAUUUAGACGGUGCUACCCCUUUACACCAUGCAGUUCAACAUGAUCGUCUUGAGGUAGUCAAUAUUCUAUUGAAACAUGGAGCUGACCCUAAUGUCGCUCAAAAAUUGCAUAAUGGAACCCCUUUGCAUUAUGCUACCAGACACGGACAAGAAGAAAUUGUUGAAGUACUACUUGCUUACAAAGCAGAUGUCAAUCUUGUCGCUGAUGAACUUUCAUCUCCAUUACACCUUGCAGUACGGUAUAGCUGCUUGAAAAUCGUCACUUCCCUUCUGAAACAUGGUGCUGAUAUUCAUGCCAAAGAUAUCAAUUCUCAGACACCAUUGUUCUGUGCAGCUGAAAGUAAUCGAGUAGAUAUAGCUCAACUUCUAAUACAAAAUGAGGCAGAAAUUGAUUGCAAAGCUUAUCAUAAUCUGACACCACUACAUAUUGCUGCUUCUGAAGGACACAAACAAGUCGCUGCUCUUUUGAUAGAAAAUAAAGCCAAUGUUGGUAUCAAAAACAAGACUGGCAAGACACCAUUGCUCGUUGCAGCUGAAAAUGGCCAUGUUGACAUCUGCGAGCUUCUAAUCGCCCAAAAUGAAUCCAUUGUUGAUGUUAAAGAUGAUAGGGGUAUGACACCUUUGCACGCAGCUGCUAUUAGUGGUCAUGAAAAUGUCAUCAGUUUUCUACUUAAAAGUGGUGCUUGUGUAAAUACCAGAGAUGAAAGUGACUGUACACGUUUACUCGCAGCUAUUCUACGCAAUAACAAAAAUAUGGUCAAGUUUUUGACAGAAAAUGGAGCGAUGGUCAAUACAGCUCAAAGUUCUGAACAUUCGUCAUCGUCUCAGGAUACUUGUGCAAUUACACCCCUUCUCGUAGCUGUUCAAUCAGGUUCCCAAGAUAUUGUUGAGAUUUUAGUUGCGAGUGAAGCUAAUGUUGAUGAUAAAACCUCUGGCAAGACUCCUUUGAUGUCUGCAGUAGAAUAUGGUUAUAAGAACAUCGUUGACAUUUUAAUAUCGAACGGAGCCGAUGUCAAUGGAGAGAAUGGCGAACCUCUGCUUCUGGCAGUGUGUAACAAUCGUGAGGAUAUAUUGAAAAUUUUACUUCAAAAUGGAGCUAAUAUUGAUGUCACACAUGAUGAUGGUGCUUCGUUGUUACAUUUCGCUGCUUCAAUGGGUCAUAAGGAUAUAGUAAAAAUUCUGAUAGACAAUGGAAUGGAUAUAAAUGGCAAGACUCGUUUUGAUGUAACACCAUUGCACAAUGCAUCGAGCCAAGGUCACAAAGAAAUAGCUGAAAUUUUGAUUAAAAACAAAGCCGAUGUUAAUUUCGCCAAUUCUGAGGGUACUCCAUUGCAUGUCGCUGUUGUAAGUGGUCACGUGGAAAUAGUUAAACUUCUACUUCGAAAUAGGGCAAAAAUGCCUAAAGAUGCUAAACACAGAUCACCUUUAGAAUUGGCAGUCGCAUAUAGCCACUUGGAUGUGGUUAAAAUCUUACUACAGCAUAACCCAGCAGUGGAUAUGAACGCCAAAGUUGAUUCUUCUGAUAGGACAUUACUUCAUAUUGCUUCGCAAGAAGAUAACUUAGAAAUGGUAAAAUAUCUUGUAGGUAAAGGAUACCACAUUCAUGCCAAAAAUAGCUUCGGCUUGAAACCAAUUCACAUCGCAGCUAGAGAAGGUCUCAAAGACAUUGUCGAGUUCUUUUUGAGUAAAGGAUUAAAAGUUGAUGAACGUGAUGCGAAUAACCAAUCUUUACUUCAUUAUGCCGUUACCAAAAAAGGGUUGGAAGUUGUUAAAUUCUUGAUAUUGAAGGGUGCUGAUGUCAAUGUUAAAGAUGACGUAGACUCAACCCCGCUACAUGAUGCCGUUAUGUGUGGUUCUGAAGAUAUCGUCCGAGUUCUUUUAGAAAAUGGAGCUGUUUACAACGCCAUGAACAAUCAGUCUUUGAAACCAUCGGAUAUGAAUUAUAGAGUCAGUGGUGUAGCAGACAUUAGUACAGGAGAAUUCAUAAAAACUACAAUAAAUGAAGAUAUUGAAAAAUUGUUCGUUUUUACUGAAAAUAUGUUCCAGGCUAUUGCAGCUGAAAAUCCUUCGGUUUCAGCUGCCAAAAAUGCCAUUGAAUCGGGAGCUGUCAUCAAUGCCAAAUAUGCUGAAACUGAAUCGACUCCAUUACAUUAUGCUGCUUGGAAAGGCUGUAUCCAAGUUGUAGACAUUCUGUUGGAAAAUAAAGCCAAUCCCAACAUGGUUUGUAGUAAGAAGUUUACUCCUUUGCACUUUGCUGCCAAGUUUUCACAUUUCGAUUGUGUGAAAGCUUUAAUGUGUCAUGGUGCAAUUUACAAUCCAGUUUCUGAAAAUGGUAAAACACCAUUGGAUUAUGCUACCGAUAAAGAAAUAAUUACUUUGCUGAAAUCAACCAACAAAUGCUUUGAAAUGGUUACAACCAGCCACACUGAGGUUAUCAAUAUUCUUGAGAAAAUGAAAGACAGCGACACAUUAAAAUCAAUCAUGAAUGCUUGUAACAAAGACAACAAAACUUUAAUAGCUGCUGCUCUUCAACGUAAUUCUGCAUUCCUCGACAAAUUAAUGAAAGUUUCAGAUGGUGCUACAUCUAAAAAAAAUGAUGAAGCAAUCAAGCUCCUAGCUAAAGGAGAAGUCCAAUCCGCGUUGAAUAUUUUUGACAAUUUAUUUAACCAAAGAAAACAAUUACUUGGACCCAAUAAUCUGGCCACUUUGAAUAUUCAGAAGCGUAUGGCGAACACGUUAGACAGACUAGGACAAAACGAAAAAGCUUUAGGCAUGCUCGAAGAUAUUUAUCUAAAACAGAAAGAAAUGCUCGGUUCAAGAAACCAACACACUUUGGAUACGAGGAGCAGCAUCGCUGUAGUACUUUACAAGCAAGGAAAACAUAUCGAAGCUUUUGAUAUUUUCCAAGAUGUUUAUUCCAAACAAAAAGAAUUACUGGGAUCAGAUCAUCUUGAAACGGUGAAUACAGAGUUCAAUAUUGGUCUAGUGCUGCAAAUUAUGGGUAAACACGACGAAGCCUUGAACAUCAGUAAGGAAGUCUUCGAGAAAUGGAAAAACCUGAAGGGCGACGAUCAUAUGCUUACAGUGUUGGCCCAACAUAAUAUCGCCAGGGCACUCGUUAGUUUGGGCGAAUAUGAAAACGCAUUACAACUUUUCAACGAUGUUUAUCAAAAGAAAAAAUCCAAUUUGGGUACUGAUCAUGAUGAAACCACAAGAACGUUGAGCAACAUUGGUGAAGUUUAUUUUAAACAGAAUGAACUCCCAGAAGCUCUGGCAGCUUUUCAAGGGGUUUUAGAUGGCCAGCAAAAAACGUCGACACAAAAUCCCAAAGAAAUUUCGAAUACUCGAUAUUAUUUGGCACAUACACUAUUCGCUCUAGGUAAAUUCGUACCAGCUUAUAAAAACUUCAAAGAAUGUUGCGAUCAGAAAAAAACAGAUCUUGGGUCAGAUCAUCCUAGUGUUAUUGAUGCCGAGGAAAAGAUCAAUGUUAUUAUUCAUAAAUUCGAGAUGGAAGGCCGGUACAAACCUGACAUUAUUCAGAUUCUUCAGACAGGUAUCAAUAUUGCUUUUAGGAAUGGUGAUAUUUCCGCUGUUAAAUUACUGCUGAAAGGUGGAGCCGAUGUCAACGAAUGUGAUAUCGAUGGUAGAACUCCUCUGCAUUAUGCUGUGCAUUAUGAGCGUCACGAUAUUGUCAACAUUUUACUCGAUAAUGGUGCAAAUGUCACUCAUGCUACGAAUAAAGGUAAUACGCCUUUACAUAUAGCAACUUUAAAAUGUAAUACCGAAAUCGUCAACGUAUUGUUGCAACGUAUCAGUCGCGACGACAAAUUAAAAUUAAACGAUUUCGUCAACGCUAAGACUAUCUUGGCUGGUACCACAUCUCUUCAUAUUGCUGCCAAAAAUGGUUCCUUGGAUAUCGUGAAAUCCUUGCUAAAUCACGGUGCAAUGUACAACGUCGCCAACAAUGAAAGCAAAACUCCAAUCGACCUUUCUACCGAUCAGCAAAUCAUCAAUUUGCUUAGAUUAAUUAACGAAUUAUUCGACGGAGCCGAAAGAGGUAGUGUUGAAGCUACAAUUACGAGAUUGAAAGCUAUGACAUCCGAUGAGUUUUCUGCUGUAACGAAUUCUCGCAAUUCUGAUGGCAAAAAUUUAUUGCUAGUUGCUAAUGUGGAUGGACAAAAGAAAAUUCUCAAAGCGUUGGUGGAGAGGGCGACGAAGAAGACCAAUCAGAAUUAAUUGAGCCUCUUGAUUGCUUAUUCAAAAUGUAAUCAGAAAGUUUUUUAUUUAUACCUAUCGUGCUUAGUUUUUGAGGAAACAGUUUUCAGUGAGCUACGUGCUCGAUUUUGAUUUUAAAAUUUUUAGGAAUAGAUGAAAUAGGUAAUCUGGAAUGAGAAACUAAUUCAUUUUUUGAGCAGAUAUCUUAAAAAUUUAAGGGGAGAUUAGGGGAAAAAAUAAUUACGAAAUGCACUCGAACCCAGCAUGUUUAAUUUUCAAAUUUCUGUGAUGAUGAGCAAUAAAUCAAAAAUGACCUACACCAGUUACCUACUUGUUGAAUUUUGUUUCCUUUUCGUUCAAGUUUAUUAUCCAUUCGUCCAACUAAAAAUUCUUGUCACAAAAUUAUACAAAUUACAAAUAUUUUAAAUGUCACGUCUUGUCUGGUAAAACUUCUUUGGAUUUACGUUUUAUUUUGAAUCUGUUUUUUAAAGAUUAUUAUACGAGUAGUCCUCUCUUUUCAUUUUCUCAAAUUGAUGAAUUGUUUGCAAAAAAAAAAAUUAAUUCGUAGAUAGGUACAUAUUUGAUGAUCUUGAGAAAGGUACAGAUGUUGAGGUAGAUAGCUAGGUACCUAUGUAGAUAUCUUUGUAACAAUUCUUAAUUUUAGGUAAAUUUUGUAUAAUUUUUUUAAAUGUCACUCAUCUGGUAAAACUUCUUUGGACUUACGUUUUAUUUCGAAUAUGUUUUUUAAAGAUUAUUAUACGAGUAGUCCCCUCUUUUCAUUUUCUCAAAUUGAUGAAUUGUUUGCAAAAAAAAAAUAAAAUUGAUUCGUAGAUGGGUAUUUGAUGAUCUUGAGAAAGGUUCAGAUGAUGUUGAGGUAGGUGGCUAUGUAUUAGAUAUCUUUUUAACAAUUCUUAAUUUUAGGUACCUACUUGUAUAUUUUGUAUAAAUUGUACACUAUUUCAAGUAUUUUGCAUGUUUUUGUCAUUCACUCAUCUUCUUGAUAUCGAUAAAAUUUCAUUUUUUUAUGUACACUAGAUAAAUUGUAUUUCUCAGUUUACAUCGCAUUCGUAGUCGAAUGGCGAUGGCGUUUAUUUUAUUUUUCAAAGACAAUAUCGAUUUUUGUAUCGAUUCGUUUUUAAAAUUUGUAUCCUACAUACGUUAAAGUUUCCCUUUUUCAUUUUCUCGAAUUGAUAAAUUGUUUGCAAAUGAAAUAAUCAAAUUGAUUCGUAGAAAGGUACUUGAUAAUCUUGAGAAAGGUACAGAUGUUGAAGUAGCCAAUUGAAUUAUCUUUUUAGAAAUUCCUUAUUAGGUAUAUUUUGUAUUAAUGGUACAUUAUUUUAAAAAUUUCACGUGUUUUUGUCAUUCACUCAUCUUUUUUAUAUCGAUAAAAUUUCAUUUUUUAUGUACUUAGGUAGGUACAUUUUGUAUUUCUCAAUAUUCAUCGCAUCUGUUUCUAUAGUCGAAUGGCGAUGGCGUUUAUUUUAUUUUUUAAAGACAAUUGUGAUUUUUGUACCGAUUCGUUUUUAAAAUUUGUAUUCUAUGUUCAUUUUUUAUAAAAACGUUUGUAUUUUUUUCAAUUUACUCGAUGAUGUAUAAUAAAGAUGUUUUUUUUA
Molecule: messenger RNA, 9771 nt
Organism: Planococcus citri (citrus mealybug)
Lineage: Eukaryota; Metazoa; Arthropoda; Insecta; Hemiptera; Pseudococcidae
Exons: 4
Coding region: 671-8179 (2502 amino acids)
Molecular function (GO): protein binding
Source: RefSeq, a predicted model, not a curated record